Molecule: messenger RNA, 939 nt
Organism: Ctenocephalides felis (cat flea)
Lineage: Eukaryota; Metazoa; Arthropoda; Insecta; Siphonaptera; Pulicidae
Product: ADP-ribosylation factor-binding protein GGA3-like
Exons: 5
Coding region: 1-831 (276 amino acids)
Biological process (GO): intracellular protein transport
Cellular component (GO): trans-Golgi network
Molecular function (GO): phosphatidylinositol binding; ubiquitin binding; small GTPase binding
Source: RefSeq, a predicted model, not a curated record
AUGGUUAGAGAAGAUGAAAGGAGAAUGGAAUUAAUUAAACAACAAAAAUCAGAAAUAAGUUCAAUAAACAAUAAUGUUAGCCUAUUAAACGAACUGCUGGAUCAAUAUAAAUCAGGAUCAAGUUCUGAUGAAGAUCUGCAGCUUAUAAAAGACAUAUAUUCUAAUUGUAAAGAUUUUCAACGAAAAAUAUAUAGAAUAACUCAAGAAGCUCAAGAUCAGGAAGAUAUUAUUAUGUACAUUAUAUUUGAAGUUAUAGAAGAUAAUGUUUCUGCUCCCAUAUGUUUAGAUACAAGUAGUGCAUCAUUAUUGGAUUUGGAUGCUACUCAUAAUGGCGAUAGUUUUUUGUUGUCUAAUGCAGACAAUAGACAAGAUUUUACUUCAAAUUCCUCACAGUCAAGUGAGUUGCUUGAUAUAUUUUUAAGUAUUGAACAUGAAACUGCAUCCUCCAGUGAAGACGUAUUGAAACCAUUAACGUUGCAAGAUGUGGCUAAAGAACAAACUAACGGUGAUAAUAAAAAAAUAUCAGCUAUGGAUGAACUGAAUCUACUUGGUGAGAAUUUAUUGAAAAGUAGUUUAGUGGAUGGUACUAGAGCUCCAUCAUUCACAAGAGCACCUACAAAAGUUCCGAUGAAUUCAUUAUUCACAUUAAGAGAUGAUACAACCAACACAUCCUCAAAAAGUGAAGAAUUGGAUUUGAAUGUUUUGAUUGGAGAUUGUUUGAAAUCAGUACCUACAUCCGAGGCGAAGGCUGUGCAAGUAAAUAAUACAAGUUCUGUAGUAGAUGACCUGAUGAUUGAUAUGUCGGAAGGAAAGGUGAAAUGCGAGAAAUAAAUCACACUUUAGUUUACACAAAAUGCUGGACAUUGUUGUAACUAAAUUUAUGUAAUUUUGAAUUUCUAAUUUCUGUUUGAAUGUUGAAGUAACAUUUUAUUUAAAAAA